GAUCCUGAACCUGAGCAUUCAGAGGCCGGCAGUGAGGCUCUACUGCCGCCCGAGGAAGAUCCCUGGCUUGGCGAUGAGGGGAGCGUCCCCAAUGCCCCAGAAACCAAGACCUGGGAGAAGUUUGACCAAGGCGCUCAAAAUCCCUUGUCACCCGUAUUUAUCACCGAGGCAGGCCCGAUUGCAUUCGAUGCCUGGCUGGCCUCUGGAAGAGCUUCGUCUCCCACAGAAUCCGAUGUCUUGGACGACGCAUCGUAUUGUGCCUGUCUGUUUACCCUGGCCCUAGGACGCAGCUCCCUUCUUUUUUCGUGGGAUUCGGAGAAACGCUCGUUUGUCAAAACAGUCGCCCGCCUGAGAACAUCGGGCCUUUCUCUUGAGCUGAUUGAGUGCAUCGAUAGGCUUUGCCUUGACUGUGCCAACUCUAUCAAGCGCCUCCAGUCAUUUGCCGACAGGGCAUACUCUGCUGCUUCUACUCCGGCGCGCGUGGCUUUGGCAAGGGUUGUCGAUGGGCUUGUGUUGGCGCUCCAAUCCGAGAUCAGCAGCCGAAAUCACGGUGUAAGAUCAAUCCUCCAACUGCAAGCCAUCGUCCAGCCAGUGCAGUCGGUCUUGUCCUAUUUCAGAGACCUCGUGGGGAAGCUAGCUCGCCAGAAAUCCGACGAGGCAAUGCUGUCUUGUCUAUUCCAGGAAGCCCAGUCUGCCGAGUACCGGAGCGUGCUCCUCCGUGAAGCCACCCGUGAGGUGUUGCGACUUGUUUCUCAGCCUUGGGUUGACUUUGUCCAAGAAUGGCUUGGUUUCGAGGCGGAGAGGGGCCUCGUCAUCACUAAAAAAGGACCUGGCAAAGGCUUCGUCAAGGUUGCAGACAGAAUGUGGAUCGAUGACCAGGCCUAUGAGCUCGAGGAACCCGACUUCUUUUUGGACGAGGAAAAAAUGCCGUCUUUUGUGCCCCAAGACAUCGCCCAGGCACUUUUCGAGACGGGCCGAAAUCUUCGCUUCCUGCGCGAGCACCAUCCCGAGCAUCCUCUAUCCCGACAAAGUGUCGUCGCCCUAGCUAAACCGCCAGAAAUCGAGUGGCAAUUUGACUGGGAUUCUAUAAAGCGGUUGGAGACCAAGAUCAGCGACUACCAGGAUGCCCUCUCCCACGCGAUUCAGGGAACUCUUCUGGAAGCCGAACCCGAUGCCCCGCUGCCCAGUUCCUGGAGUUCGGGAGAGCCAGCAUACAAGUUCCAAUUCCUGGGGAGAAGCGAGGCUGAAAUCGCAGCAAAUAUUCUCGCUUCAAUAAACCAGCUAAAUCAACCCCCCAAGGCCGUUCUUAAGACGGACGCCCUUACCGUGCUCUUUCAAACCCGCCUAUAUCAAAAAGGAGAACAGCAAGCAGAGGAUAACAAGAGACUCCCUCCCCAUUGGUCACUCGUUCCCCUGCUGUCGUUCGGGCCGGCCGUUGAUGUGCAGUCGAGGCUCGUGAACCAAGAGUGUAUGCGACUGUUAUUCAGCUCUCACGAUCUCAGGGUCCAUAUCGACCUUCUAAGGCAAUAUUUCCUGAUGGGAAAUGGGAUUCUCUGCAGCCGCCUGUCCCAUUCUCUCUUUGAUCCCGACCUCGAAACGGCUGAGCGCAAGGCUGGCGUGGCGCUCCUUGGGGAGUCGAUGGGACUUCGCCUGGGUGGGCGAGACUCGUGGCCCCCAGCUAGCUCAGAACUCCGGCUUGCUUUAAUGGGCGUCUUGUCCGACAGCUAUGAAUCCCCUUCAUCCCGGGGUGCGCCAAUGGGAUGCAGUAGGCCCGUUUCGGCAUCACGCAGCUACUCGUCCGAUCUACCGGGGGACCUUAGCUUUGCCGUCCGAGAUCUCUCUCCCAAGGAGAUCGACCGCUGCAUGGACCCAGACUCGAUCGAGGCCCUUGAUUUCUUACAACUAUCGUACAAGCCACCUUCUCCUCUUCGCCCUAUCAUGACCCCCGUGGUCCUCCUCAAGUACGACCGCAUAUUCAAGCUUUUGCUCCGGGUACUGCGGAUGCUCUACGUCGUUAACCAGCUCUUCCGCGAUGUUCCAUCUGGCCGCAGCAGCCGGCGCCGCGGGACCCCACAGCCAAGCAAUGCAUCAGCGCGCUUCUGUAUCGAAGCCCGCCACUUUGUCCGCCAAAUCGCGGCCUACUUCUUUGACACGGGCAUCGCAGCCCCUUGGCGCCGGUUCGAGGACUGGCUGGACACGGCAGAGGCGGAGGCGUUAGGCGCCAACAGCUCUAACGAUACGACCAACAAUGACGAUGGUGAUUUACGGCUAGCGGAGGAGAAACCAAAUAUAUGCAGCCCGGGCCUGCUCCGCGACCGCCAGGAGCAGCUCCUCGACGACAUCAUGGUUGGUCUCAUGCUACGCAAGCGCCAGCUGCCCGUCCUGAAGUUGCUUGAAGAAACGUUUACCAUAAUCCUCCGAUUCGCCAAGCAAGUUCGCACCGGUGCCCAAGCACAGACGGUGGAGAACAAGCUGGCCGAUAAAGACGCUGGUGAGACGCCAGAGAAGCUUUACGCGGCCUUCAAGAAGAACGUCGAGGUCUUCAUAACUGUGUGCCGCGGCCUCGGCGAGAAGUCGGCCACGGCGGCGCCCACCGGCAAGAGCAGUGGCGACGCGUAUUUCAUGGGCAGUGACGGCAGACGCGGACCAUCACCCCCGGAGAGCUCUAUCGAGCAACUGUUGUUGAGGCUAGAUAUUUCGGGUUUCUACGCAAAGAAGGCC
Messenger RNA from Lasiosphaeria miniovina, 2721 nucleotides. Its product is annotated as Spc98 family-domain-containing protein. The annotation marks the transcript as partial. Gene Ontology annotation, cellular component: centrosome; spindle pole; equatorial microtubule organizing center. The transcript has a single exon. NCBI's taxonomy places the organism in Eukaryota, Fungi, Ascomycota, Sordariomycetes, Sordariales, Lasiosphaeriaceae. Gene Ontology annotation, biological process: spindle assembly; cytoplasmic microtubule organization; meiotic cell cycle. Gene Ontology annotation, molecular function: gamma-tubulin binding; microtubule minus-end binding. The record is from RefSeq and is a predicted model, not a curated record.